This is a messenger RNA of Coccinella septempunctata (seven-spotted ladybird), 1691 nucleotides long. RefSeq lists its product as uncharacterized. The record is from RefSeq and is a predicted model, not a curated record. The transcript is spliced from 4 exons. The coding region runs from base 156 to 1691 and encodes 511 amino acids. Lineage: Eukaryota; Metazoa; Arthropoda; Insecta; Coleoptera; Coccinellidae.
GUUAUCCACAUAAUAAUUCUUUAAUUUCUUUGUUUCUCUCUGGUGAAUUGUGAAAACUGCUUUUGUUGGACAAUAAAAGUGCUCAGAAGGUGAAUGCAUAGGGUGGAAAGUUCCAUUUUUAGAAUUUAACCGAGUUAGAUAUCACAUAUUUCAAUAUGCCAAUUACACGGGAUCAACAAAUGGAGAUUAGAACAAUGACAGAGGAGAUGGUGAGACGAAUUUGUCUUGAUGAUACAUUUAUGAAGAAAAUUGCUGAGAAGGUCUCUUCUAGUGUUCUGGAAAUAAUAGAAAAUAAACUCAGUCAGUUUGAAAAGAAACUUGAUGAAGUAAAAAACAGUGUUUAUUUAUUAGACCGUAAAUAUGAUGAAAGGAUAAUCGGCUUAACAAACCAGAUUGUCGAACUGCAGAAAAAGUUGGAAGAUAACGGGAGGGAAUCCCCAAACGUGACACAUAUUGUCUCCGAGGUGAAUGAAAUUAGGCGAAGGGAAAGCAACAUUCUGAUAUUCGGUAUUCCGGAAGAUAGUACGGAUGAGGCAGUUUAUGCCCUCGACGUUUGUAGAGAAAUUAUCCCUGAUUUGGACGCUGGAGAUAUAAAGGCUCAUCGGGUGGGACGUCGGCAGCCAGACAAGACACGUCCUGUGAAAAUACAUUUCAUGGAUAGUUCUCAUGUGUCCAUUAUGCUGAAGAAUAAGAAAAAACUGGCCUUCUCAGUUACUGAAACCUGGUUGAGAGAUGGUGUAUCGGAUUCGGAGCUUUUUCCAGGGAAUUAUUCAGUAUAUCGUAAGGACAGAGCAUAUGGUGUUCGAGGGGGUGGAGUUCUGCUUGCGGUUAAUGAUGACCUUUUUACAUCGGAGCUGUGUGAAUUGGAGUAUUCGGUGGAAUCGGUGGAUAUGGUGUAUGUGAAGAUUUCUGUUGCAUCAGGGCUUUUAUUUUAUGUAAUAUUACUGUAUAUUCCCCCAGAUUCAAAUAUAAAUGUAUAUAAUGACAUUUUUGAAAUUCUGGAGGAUUUGAAUAGUCCUGAGUCCGUUAUGAUUUUGGGAGAUUUCAAUAUUUCUGCUUUACAGGGUUAUUAUGAGACGAAUGAGUCAUCAAGUUUGCUUCUUAGGUAUCAAUCAUUUGUUAACUUCGCUAAUUUGGUCCAAAAUAAUUUUGUUACCAAUUGUAAUAAUAGAUUACUUGAUUUAGUUUUAACUUCUGAAUAUCUGAAAUGUGAUGUUUUGAAUGACCCUGAACCUUUGGUGCCUAUAGAUACACACCAUCCAUGUAUUACCGUGAGAUUGUCUUUGCAAUUUAGACAAAAAAACAUAGUUUUGCCUAGUAUCAAACAAUAUAAUUUUAGUAAAAUUGAUAACCAGAAAUUUGUUACACUUAUGAAUGGCACUGAUUGGAAUUUUUUGAAGAGUCUUUCAGAUUCUGAUGAUGAAGAUAUUAGACAUUUAUAUGAAUGGUGUACUGAGAACGAAUUGCCUCUAAAUAUCAGUAAAUGUAAAGUUAUGAGUUACUCAAGAAAGCUAACCACCGAAGAAUUCAAUUAUAAUAUUGGCAACCAUAUUUUGAAAAGGGUAAACGAGUGUAAGGAUUUAGGUGUUUUAUUCGACAGCAAGCUUACAUUCGACCUCCACAUAGACUCUCAUAUUAACGACCAGCAAUACAUGACUUGCAUUGGAGACUAUCAUGAAAAUCCGGAAUAA